AUGUCUGCCGCUGACAACAAGGUCCUGGGCAUGCCGCCCUUCGUGGCGGACUUCCUGAUGGGUGGUGUCUCCGCCGCCGUCUCGAAGACCGCUGCCGCUCCCAUCGAGCGUGUCAAGCUCCUCAUCCAGAACCAGGAUGAGAUGAUCAAGAACGGCCGUCUUGACCGCCGCUACACCGGCAUUGGCGACUGCUUCAAGCGUACCGUUGCCGACGAGGGUGUCCUCUCCCUGUGGCGUGGUAACACCGCCAACGUCAUCCGUUACUUCCCUACCCAGGCCCUGAACUUUGCCUUCCGUGACAAGUUCAAGAAGCUGUUCGGCUUCAAGAAGGAGCGUGACGGCUACGCCAUGUGGAUGGCCGGUAACCUUGCCUCCGGUGGUGCUGCUGGUGCCACUUCCAUGCUGUUCGUCUACUCGCUGGACUACGCCCGUACCCGUCUUGCCAACGACGCCAAGCACGCCAAGUCCGGCGGUGACCGCCAGUUCAACGGUCUCGUUGACGUCUACCGCAAGACCAUCGCCUCGGACGGUAUUGCCGGUCUCUACCGUGGCUUCAUGCCCUCGGUCGCCGGUAUCAUUGUCUACCGUGGUCUCUACUUCGGCAUGUACGACUCGUUCAAGCCCCUCCUCCCCGCCAGCCUCGAGGGCAACUUCCUCGCCAACUUCGGUCUGGGUUGGUGCGUCACCACCGCUGCCGGUAUCGCUGCUUACCCUCUUGACACCAUCCGCCGCCGCAUGAUGAUGACCUCUGGUGAGGCUGUCAAGUACAAGAACUCGUUCGACGCCGCCCGCCAGAUCAUUGCCGCCAACGGUGUCAAGUCCCUGUUCAACGGUGCCGGUGCCAACAUCCUCCGUGGUGUUGCCGGCGCUGGUGUCCUGUCCAUCUACGACCAGCUCCAGGUCCUCCUGUUCGGCAAGGCCUUCAAAUAA
Geosmithia morbida is the source of this 930-nucleotide messenger RNA. RefSeq names its product solute carrier family 25 (mitochondrial adenine nucleotide translocator), member 4/5/6/31. Gene Ontology annotation, biological process: mitochondrial ATP transmembrane transport; mitochondrial ADP transmembrane transport. The record is from RefSeq and is a predicted model, not a curated record. The transcript has 4 exons. Gene Ontology annotation, molecular function: ATP:ADP antiporter activity. Gene Ontology annotation, cellular component: mitochondrial inner membrane. The coding region runs from base 1 to 930 and encodes 309 amino acids. Lineage: Eukaryota; Fungi; Ascomycota; Sordariomycetes; Hypocreales; Bionectriaceae.